AUGAAUGCUCGUGACGAGAGUUACCUUCUUAAGAAAGGAUUCGAGUUUAGGGAUAUCAUUGGUGCAGGUGGUAGUGGAGUAGUAUAUAGGAUAUAUGAUCCAGCUUAUCAUUGUGAGUUUGCAUUGAAAUCCAUUUUUCGAAGCAAAUUCAAUCAAUCUGAGAUUGAUAUAAUGAAUAAAUUGGAAGAUAGCAAUCUCGUACGUUUAUAUAACUACGAGUUCUAUGAAGAUUCAGUUUAUUUACUAAUGGAAUAUUGUCCAACAUCACUUCAUGACAUCCUUCGCCAAAAGAAGAGACUCUCUUUUGAACAGCUGCGGAAAUAUUCUAUUGGAAUCCUUAAAGCAGUUAAAGCCUGCCAUUCCAAUAAAAUUGCUCACAAAGACAUUAAGCCGGCCAAUUUCUUAAUUGACCAGUAUGACAGAAUCCGCCUUUGUGACUUCGGAUUAUCAUCAGUUCAGCUGGACUCGGCUCUUGACAAGAACUUUGUCGGUUCAGUCCCGUUCAUGGCCCCUGAAAUUCUGAUGAGGAAGCCACACGACGCCUUCAAGACAGACAUAUGGGCUGUCGGGGUCACAUUCUUCAUCAUGGCCACUGGAAUGCUCCAAUGGCAGGAAAGGAUCGCAUUACUUUAUGUAAUAAUUUGUUAUCAUCUUCUCCUUGUAUCGAAUAUAUAA
Molecule: messenger RNA, 675 nt
Organism: Trichomonas vaginalis G3
Lineage: Eukaryota; Parabasalia; Trichomonadida; Trichomonadidae
Product: protein serine/threonine kinase protein
Exons: 1
Coding region: 1-675 (224 amino acids)
Biological process (GO): protein phosphorylation
Molecular function (GO): protein kinase activity; ATP binding
Source: RefSeq, a predicted model, not a curated record